Molecule: messenger RNA, 10352 nt
Organism: Porites evermanni
Lineage: Eukaryota; Metazoa; Cnidaria; Anthozoa; Scleractinia; Poritidae
Source: the annotation of a GenBank genome assembly
AUGUUUCAUAUUAGGUUUCCAAGUUGGUCAUUCGACGACUUGGCCCAGUUCGAGCUCGAUACCUUAGAAGAUAUUUUCAAGAGAUCUGAUUGGCAGGACCGGGCACUAAAGCCUGCUCUGUCGUCCAUCCUCGCGCCAGCUCUCUGCGCUGUUUAUGGUAAGCGAUUGGUAUUCACACAGGCAGCUUUUCCCUGUUUGCAACCACGUGACAAGGCGACCACGUUGGAGGUCAAAACAAUGCCAAUUUAUUCCUUAAUAGGCCACUUCCGAGUUGCCUCAAGCCUCUGCUUCAAAGCGAGGCUAAGUGUAAAGCCUGUGAUAUGAAAAUGACUUUUUACUUCCGGUCCCAUGCAAAUGAAAUACAUUUUCACACGAAAGGCUUUGCAGCCUGUUUUCAAAGUGAGAGUUUUGGAAUUGCUGGUUUGCACGUGACGACACCGCGGCCAUGUUGGCGGGCAAAAACAAAAGUAUUUCUCUCCUCUGGCAACUAAAUUCUAUUUUCAUGUAAAUUCUUCGAGAAAAAAUUCUGUUGUCUUGACCCCCAACAAGGCCGCCUUAUCACCUGGCUGCAAACCAAGAAUAGCCUGUUUUAGCUCCCACUGGAGAGAAAGGUUUUUGGUCUUAUUUUCCAAACUGGUCGCUGUGACGUCAGUAGCAAAGCAGAAGCUGUCUCCCAGAAAAAUUGUUGCUAAGCGGGGUCGUGUUAUUCGAGUGUGCAGAGGAGGCUUAGAACCGAGAGCGAUAGCUCGGCGAAUUUUCUCGACAAGCUUGACAGGUGACGUCACAUCCAAAACUGUCACUAAUGAAGACUAAGAACAAGGCUGGCAAAGCGGCAAUUUUGAGCAAAUAGCACAGCACGCAGCUACUAUUUGUACAACUGUUUGUCUGAAUUUUGUCAUUCAAAUGGGAAAUUGACAAAACUAAGACAAAACAUUGGAAGUUAGUCACUCUGAUGUCAUUUAAGGGCUUGGAAAACUUCCUCCCUCCGGCGAAUUUGGCAAUCACGUUUGUUACCAGGUUUUUCGUUUGUCGAUGGAAAGCGCCGCUCCUUGAUCAUGAGUAUAAGCAAAUCAAUUUUUUCCAUAGAAUAAAAAAAGUGGCCGACAGACAAAUUUUGCUUUUCUAACUCCUCAAGCUAUACUUAGUCUGCGGUCAAUUUAUAGCGGAAAAAAUUAUUUAUCAGCAGCCAUUUCUUAAUUGAUGAUUAAACUUCUCAAGUCUAAAAAACAGCCGCCAGCCUCUCUCUCUGUUUGUUAACUAGUUUGAAUUAAAUUUGCGAAAAGGCAAAGACGAAAAAAAUAAAGAACAAACCUCAAACCCGACUGCAAAAAAACAACUGUGCACUUGGUAGAUCAGCCUUUGCCGUCAGUGCACGACUUUUCUCCAUCCAGUUCUUGGGUGCGUUUUUAAGAAUUCCUCCAGGACUCACCUUUGACAAAUCGAGAGAUCAACAAAACUUGACAGGAUGAAAAUUCACUUUUCCGAACAAGCUAACUGACUGCUGCAGUCCCUCGUCUUAGUUGUCUAACAUAUAUCAGUUGCGGAUCCAGACCUUCGGAUAAGGGGUAAGGGGGGGGGGAGUCUAAAAAUAAGAGGGAUCCCCCCCACCCCGGGCUCCUCCCCUGGAUCCGCCACUGUAUAAGAUCAAAGUAGUCACGUUUACUAACGCCACGUGACCACCAAUAAAUCGAGUUACAUAACAAAAACACCUGCAGCUGUAUACUGGCAAUAUGGCGUCACCAUGAACUAUUUUGCCGCCAACUGUCCACAUCAGAACGUCUUUGCACGUAAUUGUAUUUGCAAUAGUGUGAAGUUUUACGCAGUAGUCUACACAUUGCUCAUUUCUUGCACAAACUCUCCCAGUUUCGUUACGCACGGAAAGGCAGUGAAAUUCCAACUCAUUUAAAACCUAAGCGGUGAUAUAUUGCAGGGAGAAAGAAGUAAAAAAAAUACAAUAUUCAUCAUUUUCCAGCUGCCUUAGAAGGCGGCCAAAGGAGUACACUUAACUUGAACCCGAAUACAUUAACCUUGAAUUUGCUUUUUUGUCAGACCUUUUCCGGUCAACUUACGCGUCCUUUUUUGGAAACUUAUUUGUGCACGUUUAGUGUGAGAGUUUCUUUUUUUUGGAGGUGGGAACAGCAGGUCUUAAUUGUCACUUGCCAACACCUCUUCACACAUGACCACCCAUUAACGGAGGGGUAGAAAGAAAAUCAUUACAUCAGUGAAAGUUAAGUGCACACAUUAUCUCUCUCACCGAUCUUCUUCUUACGUUCAUGAUGUCAACAGAACGUUCAGAUUACGUCAUUUGAAUCAUGCGCAUAAGCGUUGUUGGUACAGUGAAAUUUUUCCUCCGGCGCGAAGCCAGACGCUCUUUUCUUGAACAGGAACUCGCCUCCCGUGAGUAAAAGACGGAAGUUUCUUUUACGUGACUUUGCAGCUGGGUAAUUGAAAUUUGCAUUGUAUAGAACAUUCGCUUACUCCCCGAAUUAAUUUUGUUUACGUCGAGAAUAUCGUCACUGUUUUUUCCUAGGACUCUUGAAAUUAAAACUGAAAUUUCGCCUGGAAUAAUUCCAAAUUUUUGACGUGAACGAACAGACAGAAGGUGGUUAGCAGAGCGAGGGAUUAAAAGGAAAGCCACGCAAACUCACGUACUCGACUUGCAUUCACGCUCCAUCUCACACUCAAGUAACGCUUACGCCUACACACACUCCAUCGCGCAUAUACUGAUAUUUGGAGACGGGACAUCUAAAAUCCCCUUCUGGAAAGGCUCAUCAUCGUCCUCUUGUUUAUGGGUACUGACCUGGGAUAUGGAACCCGUCAUUCUGAAAGCCACUCUCGUAGGUUAACUGCUUCUUUAUAGCGACUAACCCUAUCACGAGAACCGUAAGGAAAAAUCUGUGAUAAGAUCUCGCGAGCUCUUCGACUGUUCCAGGAGCACCGGCUACGACCGAAUGUUUCCAGAUACCUCAGAAUUGUCUCAAAUGGUUUUCUCUAUGAUUUUGAAGCCUGUUUGGUUAAUUUGGAGCUGCCCUAAAAACUAUUUAUCCCUUCGUAUGUUAUAAGAGAACAUUGUUUGUCUCGAAAGUCUUAGGUGGCUUUUUCGUUUUAUCCUAAACUGUUAGCUACCCUGCAGCUGAUCGGUCCGGUCGAAAGAACAAGGAAAUGGAGUAGCCGUAUUUUCUUUAGAAAAUUCCAGGGGACAUUAACCUUUGUCGGCUUUUAAACUAAGUUCUUAGGAGACCGUUGUUACCAAAUCUCAAUAUCUUGCUAAUAAAAUGUGAAAAAAUAGUAGGUAAGUUAGUAGAAAAAAUCCGAAUUACUUAGACGUCGACCAUAUAAUGGAGCGGUUAUCCAGGUAGUUGCUCUUUCGAACAGAUAUUUUACAGAUAGAAGUCCUCGAGUGUCCCCGUUACUCUGUUUGAGAAAUGAGCUCAGAUCUUUAAUCGAUUAACUGGACUGACCAAGUUAAGUUCUAGUCUGUGCAUAUCAUGAUGAGUAGAUGUUUUGAUAUACGCAUUAUUUACAAUAAACAACAUUUCUCUUCACUUUUAGCAUCUUACGAAGAUGAAAAGCCCCUAUGCAAUUUUCAGGAAGACCAUAUUGUCUGGGAUCGGCAUUAUACGCUCAAGGUAAGCUUAAAAUACAAAUUAAGUGAUUUGCGUAACAAAUUUCCCGUUUUGGGUAAAACUGGUUCGGAAUAGACUACGAGUAGUCUCCAUUUUUCCUCAGGGAUGAUAGAGCGCGCGUGAAAAUCACCCCACGCGUCUCGCCUUUCUCUCUUUCACGUGAGUUGAUUUUCACGCGCGCUCGCGUUUCGCUCGCUCUACUAUCCCUGAGGAAAAAUGGGGACUACUCGUAGUCUAGGUUCGGAAUAAUUCGGGUUCUAACACCCUUCAGUUUGAAAAUGAAUUUACUGCACGAAAUUCUAAUUAGAAGAAGUAUAAAAUAACUCCUUAUGAUGUCUUUUGUAACCAGCAUGAACCUCAUAACAGUGUAUUUCUGGGCAGAUAUAAUAAUUUGUUAAUUUUUAGGGGCUGUCAAAUCGCGUUACCAUUGUCUCGCCCAUCCAAGACAGUCUUGGAUUCUGGAUUCCAUUUUGUGGAUUCAGGAUUCUAGGAUCUGUAUUCCGGAUACUUUGUCGGUGGAACUUACACCAGUCGUUGGCGGGAUUCCGGAUUCCUUUGACCUGAGUUCCGGAUUCCAAAGCACAAGAUUCUUGUUUCUACAAACUCUCGAAUCCAGAUUAAAUUACUUGGGGCGAAUUAUACACCAUACAUUUCUGGUAAACUACCAACCUACCCCUUCCCUAAGCCAACACUUAACACUUACUUCUCACUUAAGGCAAAAUGUUGGCUUAGGGGAGGGGUAGGUGGGAAUAUUCCCAGAAAUGUAUAUAAUGAUCCCAUUAUCAUACCAAGUUUCAUACUGUAUUAUCAAAGAAGUAUGUCAUAUUCUUUGUGCACAGGAUUUGUCCCGUAUCGAGGUGAAGAUUCAAAGCGUCGAAAGUCCAACUUCGUUGAGCGACAACUUUUUCGUUCCCAUUACAGAAGACAAAGAGCGAUGUCGCUCUCCAGAACUCUUAUACCCACCUAUUGCGAAUAUAGCAGAGUUUUUCGUUUGUCGAUGGAAAGCGCCGCUCCUUGAUCAUGAGUAUAAGCAAAUCAAUUUUUUCCAUAGAAUAAAAAAAGUGGCCGACAGACAAAUUUUGCUUUUCUAACUCCUCAAGCUAUACUUAGUCUGCAGUCAAUUUAUAGCGGAAAAAAUUAUUUAUCAGCAGCCAUUUCUUAAUUGAUGAUUAAACUUCUCAAGUCUAAAAAACAGCCGCCAGCCUCUCUCUCUGUUUGUUAACUAGUUUGAAUUAAAUUUGCGAAAAGGCAAAGACGAAAAAAAUAAAGAACAAACCUCAAACCCGACUGCAAAAAAACAACUGUGCACUUGGUAGAUCAGCCUUUGCCGUCAGUGCACGACUUUUCUCCAUCCAGUUCUUGGGUGCGUUUUUAAGAAUUCCUCCAGGACUCACCUUUGACAAAUCGAGAGAUCAACAAAACUUGACAGGAUGAAAAUUCACUUUUCCGAACAAGCUAACUGACUGCUGCAGUCCCUCGUCUUAGUUGUCUAACAUAUAUCAGUUGCGGAUCCAGACCUUCGGAUAAGGGGUAAGGGGGGGGGGAGUCUAAAAAUAAGAGGGAUCCCCCCCACCCCGGGCUCCUCCCCUGGAUCCGCCACUGUAUAAGAUCAAAGUAGUCACGUUUACUAACGCCACGUGACCACCAAUAAAUCGAGUUACAUAACAAAAACACCUGCAGCUGUAUACUGGCAAUAUGGCGUCACCAUGAACUAUUUUGCCGCCAACUGUCCACAUCAGAACGUCUUUGCACGUAAUUGUAUUUGCAAUAGUGUGAAGUUUUACGCAGUAGUCUACACAUUGCUCAUUUCUUGCACAAACUCUCCCAGUUUCGUUACGCACGGAAAGGCAGUGAAAUUCCAACUCAUUUAAAACCUAAGCGGUGAUAUAUUGCAGGGAGAAAGAAGUAAAAAAAAUACAAUAUUCAUCAUUUUCCAGCUGCCUUAGAAGGCGGCCAAAGGAGUACACUUAACUUGAACCCGAAUACAUUAACCUUGAAUUUGCUUUUUUGUCAGACCUUUUCCGGUCAACUUACGCGUCCUUUUUUGGAAACUUAUUUGUGCACGUUUAGUGUGAGAGUUUCUUUUUUUUGGAGGUGGGAACAGCAGGUCUUAAUUGUCACUUGCCAACACCUCUUCACACAUGACCACCCAUUAACAGAGGGGUAGAAAGAAAAUCAUUACAUCAGUGAAAGUUAAGUGCACACAUUAUCUCUCUCACCGAUCUUCUUCUUACGUUCAUGAUGUCAACAGAACGUUCAGAUUACGUCAUUUGAAUCAUGCGCAUAAGCGUUGUUGGUACAGUGAAAUUUUUCCUCCGGCGCGAAGCCAGACGCUCUUUUCUUGAACAGGAACUCGCCUCCCGUGAGUAAAAGACGGAAGUUUCUUUUACGUGACUUUGCAGCUGGGUAAUUGAAAUUUGCAUUGUAUAGAACAUUCGCUUACUCCCCGAAUUAAUUUUGUUUACGUCGAGAAUAUCGUCACUGUUUUUUCCUAGGACUCUUGAAAUUAAAACUGAAAUUUCGCCUGGAAUAAUUCCAAAUUUUUGACGUGAACGAACAGACAGAAGGUGGUUAGCAGAGCGAGGGAUUAAAAGGAAAGCCACGCAAAUUCACGUACUCGACUUGCAUUCACGCUCCAUCUCACACUCAAGUAACGCUUACGCCUACACACACUCCAUCGCGCAUAUACUGAUAUUUGGAGACGGGACAUCUAAAAUCCCCUUCUGGAAAGGCUCAUCAUCUUCCUCUUAUUCAUGGGUAACCUGGAAUAUGGAACCGGUCAUUCUGAAAGCCACUCUCGUAGGUUAACUGCUUCUUUAUAGCGACUAACCCUAUCACGAGAACCGUAAGGAAAAAUCUGUGAUAAGAUCUCGCGAGCUCUUCGACUGUUCCAGGAGCACCGGCUACGACCGAAUGUUUCCAGAUACCUCAGAAUUGUCUCAAAUGGUUUUCUCUAUGAUUUUGAAGCCUGUUUGGUUAAUUUGGAGCUGCCCUAAAAACUAUUUAUCCCUUCGUAUGUUAUAAGAGAACAUUGUUUGUCUCGAAAGUCUUAGGUGGCUUUUUCGUUUUAUCCUAAACUGUUAGCUACCCUGCAGCUGAUCGGUCCGGUCGAAAGAACAAGGAAAUGGAGUAGCCGUAUUUUCUUUAGAAAAUUCCAGGGGACAUUAACCUUUGUCGGCUUUUAAACUAAGUUCUUAGGAGACCGUUGUUACCAAAUCUCAAUAUCUUGCUAAUAAAAUGUGAAAAAAUAGUAGGUAAGUUAGUAGAAAAAAUCCGAAUUACUUAGACGUCGACCAUAUAAUGGAGCGGUUAUCCAGGUAUUUGCUCUUUCGAACAGAUAUUUUACAGAUAGAAGUCCUCGAGUGUCCCCGUUACUGCGUUUGAGAAAUGAGCUCAGAUCUUUAAUCGAUUAACUGGACUGACCAAGUUAAGUUCUAGUCUGUGCAUAUCAUGAUGAGUAGAUGUUUUGAUAUACGCAUUAUUUACAAUAAACAACAUUUCUCUUCACUUUUAGCAUCUUACGAAGAUGAAAAGCCCCUAUGCAAUUUUCAGGAAGACCAUAUUGUCUGGGAUCGGCAUUAUACGCUCAAGGUAAGCUUAAAAUACAAAUUAAGUGAUUUGCGUAACAAAUUUCCCGUUUUGGGUAAAACUGGUUCGGAAUAGACUACGAGUAGUCUCCAUUUUUCCUCAGGGAUGAUAGAGCGCGCGUGAAAAUCACCCCACGCGUCUCGCCUUUCUCUCUUUCACGUGAGUUGAUUUUCACGCGCGCUCGCGUUUCGCUCGCUCUACUAUCCCUGAGGAAAAAUGGGGACUACUCGUAGUCUAGGUUCGGAAUAAUUCGGGUUCUAACACCCUUCAGUUUGAAAAUGAAUUUACUGCACGAAAUUCUAAUUAGAAGAAGUAUAAAAUAACUCCUUAUGAUGUCUUUUGUAACCAGCAUGAACCUCAUAACAGUGUAUUUCUGGGCAGAUAUAAUAAUUUGUUAAUUUUUAGGGGCUGUCAAAUCGCGUUACCAUUGUCUCGCCCAUCCAAGACAGUCUUGGAUUCUGGAUUCCAUUUUGUGGAUUCAGGAUUCUAGGAUCUGUAUUCCGGAUACUUUGUCGGUGGAACUUACACCAGUCGUUGGCGGGAUUCCGGAUUCCUUUGACCUGAGUUCCGGAUUCCAAAGCACAAGAUUCUUGUUUCUACAAACUCUCGAAUCCAGAUUAAAUUACUUGGGGCGAAUUAUACACCAUACAUUUCUGGUAAACUACCAACCUACCCCUUCCCUAAGCCAACACUUAACACUUACUUCUCACUUAAGGCAAAAUGUUGGCUUAGGGGAGGGGUAGGUGGGAAUAUUCCCAGAAAUGUAUAUAAUGAUCCCAUUAUCAUACCAAGUUUCAUACUGUAUUAUCAAAGAAGUAUGUCAUAUUCUUUGUGCACAGGAUUUGUCCCGUAUCGAGGUGAAGAUUCAAAGCGUCGAAAGUCCAACUUCGUUGAGCGACAACUUUUUCGUUCCCAUUACAGAAGACAAAGAGCGAUGUCGCUCUCCAGAACUCUUAUACCCACCUAUUGCGAAUAUAGCAGAGGUAUUUAACGUAUUUGUUACUACGCUGUACAGUACUUUGAACCGCGGCAGGAUUAGCUCAGUACAAGUGAGAAAAUGAGACAUAGAGGGAAUCUUAGGGCGUUGGCCAGAAUAUGUGAAUUUCCUUAAGUCAUACUUAGAGGUUGUAAGCAAACGAGCAAAAAAAUAAGCAAGUCUAUUUACUUGGAUGUGCGCAGAUUUAAAUCGAUGGUUUUAAAUAUCAUCAAGUCCUUUGACUAGCUCAAAGCGAAAAAUACAGAAUAUUAUUAUGGCGACUCGGUUGAAUUCUUGAACUGGCAAUGAAUGAAAAUUUGCGAAACUCCCCGGAAAUCAACUUGCGAUUAAUCUAAGCGUUCAUUGGCCUAAAAAUAACUUUGGUGAAAUUUGCAUACCCAAGAGCUAGACUACGAGUGGUCCCCAUUUUUCCUCAGGGAUAGUGGAGCGAGCGAAACGCGAGCGUGCGUGAAAAUCAACACACGCGAGAAAGGCGAGACGCGGCGGUGAGAGAGAAAAAUGCAGGACUACAGACAAAGCCCAAGCUUUUGACCUUAUGCGUUGCUCUCAUAUUUUUCUCUCUCACCGCCGCGUCUCGCUUUUCUCUCGUGGGUUGAUUUUCACGCGCGCUCGCGUUCGCUCGCUUCUACUAUCCCUGAGGAAAAAUUGGGACUACUCGUAGUCUACCCAAGGGCUGGACUGAGCGUCUCCCUCUCUGACCUAUUGACCUAUCAUUCUCUUUUGUUAGAGCGCCAACCUCGUUCUCAGGGUCCUCUCCUACUCAUUCCUCGGAGCGAGAGGACCCUGGGAACGAAGGUGGGAAUAGCGCUUGACUGCAGAGCGGGACGUCAUGGGUUCGAUUCAGGGCGGAUAAACAUGUAUCCGUCCUCGUUCGUUUCCCGGGGCUGGACCAAUACCAGGGUCUUAAAAUAACCGGGAAAUGAAGGUACUUCCUUUGCCCUGCAAAUGGCUAGACCUUCGCGUGGCUCGGAUGACUACGAAAAAUGGCAGUUCCGUCUCCUGAAGGAGACGUGAAAGUAGUGUCCACAAUGAAUACUUUCUUGCAUGAUACAUUGAUACUUUAAUCAAGUACCUUUGCUUUGUAAGCCAGAUUACCUUCACAUUCGUCCGCCCGAAAACGGUCCGUAAAAGGUUUUGUAGCGUGCAUGCAAAACCGAACUGAACUACAUUACGACGCGAAACUGUCAUGUUCGAGAGGUUCCGGUGCAGUAUCAAAUCAACGGUUGGACUAAUGUACCUAUAGGAAUAAUUACAGUAUUAACGAACAAUUUAAGUAGCAACAAAAAAUUACAUUUUUUGUUUUGCUUUCUUACCACAGACAAAGGAAAGAUUGCCUUCACCGUGCGACUCCGGUAGAUCUUCGCCAAUCUUCGUUUCGGGAUACGAAGCCGAGCGACAACGAAACGACAUUAAGCAGUUUGGACGAGAAGCAGCUUGUAAGCUAGCUGAAAGACGAGCGGAGUAUGCAAAAAGAAGAAUGGAACAAGUGCAAGAGGAGAGUGUGAUAAUCGAGGUAAUAAUUGCGUUAAAAUUAAAUCUCAACUAACAAUGAACUAUAUACAGGGCCAAAAUUCAAUUUUACCUUGUUUCCAGGGUUAUAAUCGAAACUGUCACAAAUAGUAUGCGCAUGCCACAAGGAAAAAUAAAAAGCUACAAACUCCAUCGACUUUACUUUUUUACGCAACAACGAGUUUCUACUUUGUAUAACACUCAGUUAUACACCGCAUCUCUCAUUUUUGUUCAUAAAAUCACUGUAAAAUGUCAAAGACGAGAGGCAGGAGAAGCUAACUAAACCGUAGCCGGGCUCAAUUCCCAGCUCGCGCUGUUCCUGGUGGGGUAUUCUGUAGUUACGACAAGACAGGUUUUCUGGUUUAGAGAACAGGCGUUAAACGAUAUUCUUUUUUUGUCCAAUACUUUAGCGCAACAUAGAGGAAGCCAUCAUCAACAAACUAGAACUACUUAAAGUGGCCGACGAAUUAGAAAAGCAAAGGGAAUUCUUCAAAGGCCGAAAAGCUAAAUUAUGGCGGCGAUGUGCAAACAUGGCGGAAAUCUUGGCCAAAGAAGAAACAGAAGCAGCAUUAUGGCAGCAAAGAUAUAAGAAAGCUAUGAUGGUUGCGCCAGGGAACAUGGCAUUUUUCUGA